AUGGAGCUGUAUCUCAGGCAAAGAGCAGGACGUCCUGGUUCCCUCCCCGGCAGCAUCUCCAGAUGGAGACAGCCAGCAGACCACUUUCCUAACGAAACACUGGAUGCUUCUUAGAAACUGGUGGAAACAAUGAGAGUUCAACUCAGAGGUGAUGCCAUUUGCACACUCAUCUUAGUGGUUGCCCUUUGCAUGGUGUUCUACUCCCAGCUGGGCCACACUUCCCUCAGAGGAGAAAAAGUGCAAGACCCAAGGAAAUCAUCACCAGCGGGAAACCACCACAAGGUCUUCCAUUUCCCCCUGUCCCUCCAGAAACAGUCGAAUGUGUGGCCGUUCAAGGGACCGAAUGUGCAGGUGACAGCCACAAAACCCAAACGUAUUUCUGCUGCAGAAGAUGCCCAAGUAGCAGUGCAAGAGGACCAACCCCCCACUUUGCUACCUGUGACCCCUUCUGUUUUUGACUUUAAGCAUUACCUUAGAAAUAAAGACAACCGGAAGUUUGACCUUCUCAUUAACCAGCCCAAGAAGUGCAAGAGAACUCCAGGUGGUCCCUUCUUGCUCAUUGCCAUCAAGUCCUUGGUGGAGGACUUUGACCGUCGGGAGAUUGUGCGGAAAACAUGGGGCAGGGAGGGGUCAGUAAAUGGAGCACAGAUACAAAGAGUUUUCCUGCUAGGAACCCCAAAGAACAAGACAGCCCAGCCAGUGUGGGAGACUCUUGUUCAACAGGAGAGCCAGAUGUAUCGAGAUAUCUUGUUGUGGGACUUCCUGGAUACCUUCUUCAACUUGACCUUGAAAGAGAUCCAUUUCCUCAGCUGGGCGGAUCAAUUUUGCUCCAAUACCAAGUUCAUAUUCAAAGGCGAUGCCGACGUUUUCGUCAACGUGGAGAACAUUGUCAACUUCCUUGAGAAACACGAUCCCUCCGAGGACCUCUUUGUCGGAGACAUAAUCUACAACGCACGCCCAAUCCGUGUCCGCAAGAGCAAGUACUACAUCCCAGAAACCAUGUAUGGGCUAGGCAUGUAUCCUGCCUAUGCUGGGGGUGGUGGAUUCUUAUUAUCGAGCAAUACCAUGAAGAAGCUUUCCCAGGCCUGCAGAGAGGUGGAGCUCUUCCCCAUUGAUGAUGUCUUCUUAGGCAUGUGCCUGCAAAGGAUCAACCUCAAGCCAGUUUUGCACGAAGGGUUCAAGACGUUUGGGAUAACCAAGCCCUCGGCUGCCCCUCACUUGCAGACCUUUGACCCCUGUUUUUACAAAGACCUCAUGGUGGUCCACAGCCUCAAGGUUGCUGAGAUCUGGCUGAUGUGGAACUUGCUCCACAACCCACGGCUGUCUUGCACCCAAAAGAAGCAAGUUAAGAAAGCUUUCCGGUGGAAAACAAAUGCUAAAAGGAAGACACAGGCUGAUAAUACCUAAGAGCUGGGUCACACAAGCACAGUAAUUCUAAUGUAAUGGCUGCAGCAGUGUUCUUCGUUGUAGGGCCUGGUGGGGGCAGUGACACCCCCCCAUUAACUCGAAGUGUGGCCCCCUGACUAAUUGUUGAUUGGACCUGGUGAAGCUUCGGCCAAAGCAGAAUAUUUUUCACAGUCCCUCUGGCAUCAGGUGGAGGUGACCUUUCCCACUAUGCAGUGCUACGCUUUGCCCAACUCCAAGAUCGUCCUUCAAGGGCAACACAUCCCUCUGGAGCCCCUCUGCCAUCUUGGCAGGUUUGCACAGAAUGCUGGGAAGGGUAGCCAUCCCCAGCUCCUUCCCCACAGAGCUCUUCGGAGAGGGCUCUUCCUCUCUUCAAGGGAUCUCCCAACACUGAGGAAAGCACAGUCCCGUGUGGACAGCGGCCCCGUGGGAAAUGGAUCUCACAACUGAAGGUUUGUUCUGUUGUGAUCCCCACUUAAAAGAUAGUGCAGCUCACUGGACUAGUAAUAAUAAUAACAACACUGAUGGAUUUUAUUUGUCAACCACCCCAUAACAAAUUGUUCUCUGGGCGGCUCAUAACACAGCAUUAAAACAUCAAGUACAUAAGAACAGCCCUGCUGGAUCGGGCCCAAGGAGGCCCAUCUAGUCCAGCAUCCUGUUUCACACAGUGGCCCACCAGAUGCCACUGGGAGCUACAGGCAGGAGUUGAAAGGGACAUGCCCUCUCUCCGGCUGUUACUCCCCUGCAACUGGUAAAAACACAUCACACAUAUGUAAGCAAAAACACAUCACACAUGAAAUCACAACACACAGAAACACAAACAAAAUACAAUACAAAACAAUUUUAAAACUUAAAUUUUAAAGUCAUUUUUUAAAAUCCAAUUUAAAAAUCAACAUGUGAGAGGUCUGAGUGAACAAAAAGGGUCUUUACCUGGCGUCUGAGAGAAUGAAGUGCUGAAGUCAGGUGAACCUGACUGGGGAGGCCUCAAUCCGCAUCCAGUGAUUUGCAUGUGUGAAGGAGCUAACAGAGCCCUAAUAUCACAGAUAAACCUUUCACAUUACCCAAUAAUGUCACAUCAAACACAGACAUUUUCAAGCUUCUCUAUGGCCUCACAUGCCAAAGCAACCCUAAGCAUUGCCCUAAGUGGGGGGAAUAUGCCAGUGGGAUCAGGAAGGAUUUGUCCUGGAGAAACAGGAGAAUUCAGCUAGAAAUGAGAUGCCAUGAACUAGAACUGCCCUGAAUAGCUGCCCUCCCAGGAACGUAGCUAGUGGGGAGAGGGGGCUUGUGUUCACCACUCUCCCUGGCAGCCCCUCAGAAUGAGGGAGAUAAUGGAGAACAUAGAGAGGGGUGGAACUGCUUCCAAAGGCAACCAGAGCUCCCUGCACAGGAAUAGCCGUCUGGCAGGCUGUUCAAAGGUCCCAAGACAGAAACUCAUACAUGGAAAAUGUAUUGGACUUGGCCCAAAGGUUCUCAGCAGACUGGGCCCAAACGCCAUCACUAUGCAUAUUAGCCCAUGAUCAGUUGGCCCACCAGCGUUAUAAGGAGCCGGCGUGGUGUAGUGGUUAGAGUGCUGGACUAGGACCGGGGAGACCCGAGUUCGAAUCCCCAUUCAGCCCUGAUACUUGCUGGGUGACUCUGGGCCAGUCACUUCUCUCCCAGCCUCACCUACUUCGCAGGGUUGUUGUGAAAGAGAAACUGCAGUAUGUAGUACCCCGCUCUGGGCUCCUUGGAGGAAGAGCGGGAUAUAAAUGUAAAGAAUAAUAAAUAAAUAAAAUAAAAAUAAAAUAAAAAUAAGUAAAUAAUAAAUAAUGCCACAUAGCACAUGGGCCCAGAUAAAGCUUAUUGGUCAGACUGUGACAGCGUAUCCAGAAGAAGAUCUCCUAUGCAGGCUGAUUCUGAUGGAAACGCCUAUAGAAUAUGACCACUCAUUUGUACAACGCUGCUUGGUACGUUCACACACUCCUACAUCUGUUAUACAGCACUGUGGUUCGGCUUUCAAUGUUGUGAUUUCAAUAGUAUAUGCAAAGCGGGCAGAUCUGACUUUUUUCAUGUGUACAUGUGGCUCUGUUUGCUAAAUGGUCCGCCCGGCCUGAAUGUCCACAUUCCACUUGAACACAAAAUAUGGGAAGAGAAUAAAAUGAACGUCUGAA
Messenger RNA from Hemicordylus capensis (graceful crag lizard), 3554 nucleotides. It is a transcript of the gene B3GNT9, whose product is annotated as UDP-GlcNAc:betaGal beta-1,3-N-acetylglucosaminyltransferase 9. NCBI's taxonomy places the organism in Eukaryota, Metazoa, Chordata, Lepidosauria, Squamata, Cordylidae. Gene Ontology annotation, cellular component: membrane. Gene Ontology annotation, molecular function: hexosyltransferase activity. The record is from RefSeq and is a predicted model, not a curated record. The transcript is spliced from 2 exons.